Messenger RNA from Ceratotherium simum simum (southern white rhinoceros), 1849 nucleotides. It is a transcript of the gene TGFB1I1, whose product is annotated as transforming growth factor beta 1 induced transcript 1. The record is from RefSeq and is a predicted model, not a curated record. NCBI's taxonomy places the organism in Eukaryota, Metazoa, Chordata, Mammalia, Perissodactyla, Rhinocerotidae.
ACACGGCCCCCGCCCUGCUCGCCCCGCGCGGUCCGCCCGCGCCCUGCCAUGGAGGACCUGGAUGCCCUGCUCUCUGACCUGGAGACCACCACCUCACACAUGCCAAGGUCAGGGGCUACAAAAGAGAGGCCCUCAGAGCCCCUCACAUCUUCCCUGCCCUAUGGCCACCAGCCACAGACGGGGUCUGGAGAGUCUUCAGGAGCCUCUGGGGACAAGGACCAUCUGUACAGUACGGUGUGCAAGCCUCGGUCCCCGAAGCCUGCAGCCCCUGCGGCCCCUCCAUUCUCCUCUUCCAGCGGUGUCUUGGGCACAGGGCUCUGUGAGCUAGACCGGUUGCUUCAGGAACUUAAUGCUACUCAGUUCAACAUCACAGAUGAAAUAAUGUCUCAGUUCCCAUCUAGCAAGGAGACUGCAGAGGAGCAGAAGGAGGACCAAUCUGAUGACAAGAAAAGGCCCAGCCUCCCUCCCAGCCCAUCCCCAGUUCUCCCAAAGCCUUCGGCCACCUCGGCCACCCUGGAGCUGGAUAGACUGAUGGCCUCACUCUCUGACUUCCGCGUCCAGAACCACCUUCCAGCCUCUGGACCAGCCCAGCCAACAGUGCCGAGCUCCAUGAAUGAGGGCUCCCCAUCCCCACCAGGGCCAACUAGCAAGGGCAGCCUAGACACCAUGCUGGGGCUGCUGCAGUCCGACCUCAGCCGCCGUGGCGUUCCCACCCAGGCCAAGGGCCUGUGUGGCUCCUGCAAUAAACCCAUUGCUGGGCAAGUAGUGACAGCGCUGGGCCGUGCUUGGCACCCUGAGCACUUCGUUUGCGGUGGCUGUUCCAUGGCCCUGGGAGGCAGCAGCUUCUUCGAGAAGGAUGGAGCCCCCUUCUGCCCCGAGUGCUACUUUGAGCGCUUCUCCCCACGAUGUGGCCUCUGCAAUCAACCCAUCCGACACAAGAUGGUUACUGCCUUGGGCACCCACUGGCACCCGGAGCAUUUCUGCUGCGUCAGUUGCGGGGAGCCCUUCGGAGACGAGGGUUUUCACGAGCGUGAGGGCCGCCCCUACUGCCGCCGGGACUUCCUGCAGCUGUUCGCCCCGCGCUGCCAGGGCUGCCAAGGCCCCAUUCUGGAUAACUACAUCUCGGCGCUCAGCGCGCUCUGGCACCCAGACUGUUUCGUCUGCAGGGAAUGCUUUGCGCCCUUCUCGGGAGGCAGCUUUUUCGAACACGAAGGCCGCCCGCUGUGCGAGAACCAUUUCCACGCGCGGCGCGGUUCGCUGUGCGCCACGUGUGGCCUCCCGGUGACCGGCCGUUGCGUGUCGGCCCUGGGCCGCCGCUUCCACCCGGACCACUUCACCUGCACCUUUUGCCUGCGCCCGCUCACCAAGGGCUCCUUCCAGGAGCGCGCCGGCAAGCCCUACUGCCAGCCCUGCUUCCUCAAGCUCUUCGGCUGACCACGGUCCUCCGGGAGACCACGGCCCUAAAGACCCCGCCCUUCCCGAAAAGACCCUGUUCUCCAGACCCCUAGGCCUUGCUCUUUGAGCUUGGGGCUCUCCCCAGCCCAGCUGUGUGAGGCCCCACCCACUGGAGAGACCCGCCCCUAAGGUACUGUACGUUCUCCGUGGGCAAGUUCAGAAAAGGCCCGGCCAAUCCCAAGGCCACGUGCCCCCAGAGUGGGUCGUACACUGACGAGCGACCCCGUGGAAGCUCUUCACUUUAUUCCCACUCUUGAGGGAGCCCCCUGACUGGAGGAGGACCCUUGCAAUUCCGACCAGUCAGAGGCCAGGCCAGGACGUCCCUCUCCCCACUCCCUCACUGUUCUGUGCACUUUUUUCUACCUACAUAAACAACAUUCCACGUCACAAUGGU